AUGAUAACAAAAAGCAGUCUACAGAAGACGACAUUCUUAGAAGAACAUGCAGGACAGUAUGGUUACGAUGGAAAAAUAGACCGAAUACGAGAUGAAGAAUAUCCGCAGUUAAAAAAUACAAUCUAUCUGGAUCAUGCGGGCACAACGAUUUAUGCUCAGAGCACCUUUAAAGCUUUUGCCAUUGAUCUUGCUUCGAACCUCUACGGCAAUCCACAUAGCAAAUCGCCGAGCUCUAAUCUUACGGCACAAAAGCUAGAUUCGGUUCGCACUCUAGUUCUUAAUCACUUUGACACUACUCCUGGAGAUUAUCAAGUAAUAUUCACGCAAAAUGCAACCGCCGCAAUCAAACUAGUUGGAGAAUGUUUUCCAUGGACAAAGAAUAAAAGUUGGCUAAAAUAUUUGAGGGAAAGUCAUACAAGUGUCAUCGGAUUGAGAGCAUUUGCUAAAGAGAAUGAAGUCGAUUUUAGUACCGUUAAUGAAGAUGAAAUCGAGAGUAUGAUUAGAAAGAAGAAUAAUGAUCUGGCUAGCAAUUUAUGUGAAGAUAGUCAAACUGUCUAUAACCUUUUUGUUUAUCCUGCUCAGUGCAACUUUUCAGGGAUGAGAUUCCCGUUAAGUUGGACACAAGGAAUUAAGGAAAAGUUCAAUAAUGAUUCAUCUAGAGUAUUAGUCUUGUUAGAUGCAGCAUCAUAUGUUAUGACUUCACAACUGUCUUUAAAGGAUACUGAAACAUCACCAGAUUUUGUAAGUAUAAGCUUUUAUAAGAUGUUUGGAUAUCCAACUGGAAUCGGUGCUUUGUUGGUAAAAAGCGAGUUGGCACCAAUUUUGAGGAAAAGAUAUUUUGGUGGUGGAACAGUUUCAGCAGUUCUUUAUGACAUUGAUUACCAGCAAUUUAGGCCAUCUUUAUCAGAAAGUUUUGAAGAUGGAACUACAAAUUUUUUGAGUAUCAUUGCACUUUCUCAUGCAUUUUCUACAUUUAUAGCCCUUUUUACUUCAUUUAAUCAAGCUACCUUGCACACCUCAUCACUUAUUUCAUAUCUUUAUACUCAAAUGUCUUCAUUAAAGCAUUACAAUGGGUCACCUGUUUGUAAGAUCUUUAGUACUAGGGAUUUUAACAAUCCAGUAGAGCAGGGACCUGUGUUGAAUUUUAACCUUAAAAAAGCUGAUGGGUCAUGGAUAGGGUUUUCAGAGGUAGCAAGGUUGGCAGGUAUUCAAAAUAUAGACUUGAGAGUAGGAGGUCUGUGUAAUCCUGGUAAUGUCACCAAAUGGUUUAAUGUCAGUCAAAAAGAGUUGAUGAUGGCUUUCCAGUCGGGAAAAGUGUGUGGAGAUGACCAAGAUGUAAUCAAUGGGAAACCAGUGGGAUCAGUCCGGGUUUCUCUAGGAGCCAUGUCAACCAUUGAUGAUGUAUUGGCCUUGAUUGAUUUUGUUAAAGAAUAUUUUGUUGAAACAAGUCCUCCUGUGGAGAGAUUUAGGACUAAACACUUGUCUAAAAACAUGCAUCUGAAUCCAAUAAAAUCAUGUAAAGGGUUUUCAACUGAUCAACCAUGGCCAAUUUCUCAGCAAGGCUUGUUAUACGAUAGAGAGUGGAUGUUGAUUGAUGCUCAAUCAGGAAGAGCAUUGAGACAAACACAGUAUCCCCGAAUGGCUUUAAUCAGUCCAGCAAUCGACUUGAUUAAUAACGUCUUGGUUAUCAGUGCACCUGGAUUACCUUCUCUUACAAUGCGACUAAAUGAACUUUCUAAUUUUGAAGUGGAAUUGCGUGAAUCAAGAAUUUGUGGUGACAAAAUUAAUUCGCUAGAAUACACUUCGCUCGAAAUAACAUCGUUUUUCUCUAAAUUCUUAAACGUCUCUUGCUAUCUUGCAUGCCAAUCAUCGUUCUCACGACGUUAUAUCAAAGAGAAACUUAGCUCAUCAGCAAAUGCUCCGUUGUCGUUAUCAAAUGAAAGCCCAUUUCUGCUGGUUUCGCAAAAUAGCUUUGAUUGUUUAAAGAGUCAGAUCGGAUCUGAAAAGGAACAAGUGAUAGAUUUGAGAUCAUUUAGAGGAAACUUUGUUAUAGAGGGGGCCGAAAGGGCGUAUGAAGAAGAUGAUUGGAAACUUUUAAGAAUUGGUGAGCAAUUUUUUGAGCUUCUUGGUCCUUGCACUCGUUGUCAAAUGAUAUGUAUCAAUCAAGAUACUGGUGAGCGUACCCGCGAUCUUUAUUCAAGUUUGGUAAAGUGCCGAUCUACAAAUGGUAAAAUCAAAUUUGGUCAACAUAUGGUUCAUGUCCCAAAGCUUUCAAAGGCCCCAUAUGUUAUUUCUUCUGGUAUGGAAGCGGAAAUUCUAGAACUGAGGAAGAUCGAGUAA
Paraglomus brasilianum is the source of this 2340-nucleotide messenger RNA. The record is from the annotation of a GenBank genome assembly. NCBI's taxonomy places the organism in Eukaryota, Fungi, Glomeromycota, Glomeromycetes, Paraglomerales, Paraglomeraceae.